Molecule: messenger RNA, 3053 nt
Organism: Phaedon cochleariae (mustard beetle)
Lineage: Eukaryota; Metazoa; Arthropoda; Insecta; Coleoptera; Chrysomelidae
Source: the annotation of a GenBank genome assembly
AGAUUUGUUGGGUUAGGGUUAGGUAUUUGGGUAUUGUUUAGAUUUGAAAUUUGGAAGUUCAAUUGAUUACAAUUUCAUCAAUCUUUUCUGUAUGGCAUUGAGUCAUAUUCACUAAUAAUACUAGCCAACUAAUGUAAUCUCAAAGGGUUCGUCAAAUCAACAUGUCUAAGCGAUAUUAUAAUCAUAAAAGGCAAAGAGAUGAAGAUGGUGAUGCUCCGGGGAGGACAAGACAUCCUCCGGGACUGAAAGGGAAAGAUAUUGGUUUAUUUUAUGCCAGACGAAGCCAGGCAAGAAAACAGAGAAAAGAGACGCUUGGGACAGUAUGUUUAUCAGAUUCCAAAGAAAAGGAAAUCAGAAGAUUGUUUUAUGGGAAAUCUUUGGAAAACCUAAAUUUAACAGAUGGCAAUUCCUACACCCACAUUGAAGAUUCUAUAUUCAAACGGUCUUAUCUGUCUUCCAUAAGAGGGAACAUAACAGAAAAGUUAUGUGAAGCACCGAUAGACAUGCUACGCGUGCCUCAUUUGGAUGAACAGUUGAAGAAUGAAUUCGACAAAAAAUGUAAAGAUUCAAAAUACAUCUCAAUGUUCAAGUUCCGAGAAAAACUACCUUCUUAUUCUAUGAGGGAAGCUUUGUUGAAAGUUAUAGAAGAAAACCAAGUUGUAGUUAUUAGUGGUGAAACAGGCUGUGGAAAAACUACACAAGUAGCACAAUUCAUUUUAGAUGAUUAUUUGAUGAAAGGUAAAGGAUCUAUGUGUAAAAUCAUAUGCACACAGCCUAGAAGAAUAAGUGCCAUAUCAGUGGCUGAACGGGUAGCAGAUGAAAGAGCUGAAAAAUUAGGAGUUAGCGUUGGAUACCAAAUUAGACUCGAGAAAAAGCUACCGCGCGACCAUGGCUCAAUAGUCUAUUGUACUACCGGAGUUGUUCUUAAACAAAUGGAAUCAGACCCAGCACUGAGCCAAGUUUCACAUAUCAUUAUUGAUGAAAUACAUGAAAGAAGUGUUCCAUCUGAUUUUUUGAUCACAUUACUGAGGGAAAUCAUCAAAAGAAGAACUGAUUUGAAAGUCAUAUUAAUGAGUGCUACCUUAAAUUCAGAGGCAUUUUCCAAAUACUAUAACAAUUGUCCACAUCUUAAUAUACCUGGUUUUACUUUUCCUGUUGAGGAAUAUUUCUUGGAAGAUGUUCUUCAGAUGACAAAAUUCAAAUUUAAUCAAAUUGGCCCACAGAAUGGAAAUAGGUUUUAUUGGAAGAAAAAACAAGAUAAUAAAGACCCAGCACAUAUUGAAUUCAAGGAGUACAUUGUACCAUAUGCUCGACAGUUAAAAUCAGAAGGACAGUAUGAUGUGCAAGUUUGUGAACAGCUGAAAGAUAUUGAUAGUGAAAAGAUUAAUUUGGAUUUGAUUUUCGACUUGGUUGUCCACAUUUGUGAAUCGCGCAAAGAAGAUGGAGCACUUCUAGUUUUCCUUACUGGAUAUGCAGAAAUUUCUAAUCUGUAUAAAAAACUAGAAACAUCCAAGAAAUUUCCCACUUCAAAAUACGUGAUAUUUCCAUUACAUUCCCAAAUGUCGACAGUUGAUCAAAGACAGAUAUUCCUACCAGCCCCAACAGGCAAAAGAAAAAUAAUUAUUUCCACAAACAUUGCUGAAACCUCAGUCACCAUAGAUGAUGUGGUUUUUGUGAUUGACUGUGGAAAAAUAAAAAUGACUCAUUUUGAUGUUGAUUCAAACACUGAAAAAUUGGAACCCUUGUGGGUGAGUGUUGCAAACGCUGAUCAAAGAAGGGGCAGAGCAGGUAGAGUGAAACCUGGUGUGUGUUUUCACAUGUAUAGUAGGGCGAGACACAUGAUUAUAGAGAAAUACCAGAAACCAGAGAUUAUUCGUGUUCGACUUGAUUCGACCAUAUUACAGGCGAAAAUUCUACAACUCGGUAAAAUCGAAGAGUUCUUUCCAAAACUGAUGGAUCCACCAGAUUCAAAAGCUAUUCAAUUAUCCUUGGAUCUACUGCAAAGAUUGAAUGCUCUGGAUGACAAUGAAAACCUCACUCCUUUGGGCUAUCAUUUGGCCAAGCUGCCUGUCGCUCCUCAAGUAGGAAAAAUGAUUCUAUUCGGUGCCAUAUUCAGUUGUCUCAAUCCUGUUCUUGCAAUUGCGGCUUCCUUGGAUUUCAAGGAUGCAUUCCAAAUUCCAUUAGGAAAGGAAAAACAAGCAGACAUGAAGAAGAGGGAGAUAAGUGAUGGACUGAAUAGUGACCAUUGGUUAUUAUAUAAGGCUCUGGAAACUUAUGAGACUGAGGGCAAUACACAAAGAUUCUGUUAUGAAUAUUUCUUGAGCUCCUUCACUCUUAGUCAGCUGAAGAAAAUGAAAGACCAAUUCAUGACAUAUUUGAUGGACUUGAAUUUUGUUUCAAGUCUCAACCCUAGAGAUCCCCCUCUCAAUCGUAACUCACGCAAUGCAAGUUUGAUUAAGGCUGUGAUAUGUGCUGGGUUAUUUCCAAAUGUCGCCGUACUAAGGCUCGACCAAAGAGGCAGAGCUCGAACAAUCCGAUCCAUUGAUGGCGAACAGAGGUACAAGUUUCACCCCGGUUCCGUCUUAUCGGGCUAUAAUACUUGUGUUUUCGAAUCCCCCCUGAUCGUCUAUUACAAAAAAUUGAAAUCAUCCUCGGAUUUCAUUCACGAUGCCACCAUGGUCCAUCCUCUGCCAAUAAUAUUCUUUGGUGAUCAAUUCAGUCACAAACUCACACCAGAUGGACACUGUAUCAGUAUUAGCAAAUUUUUAACAUUCAAAACAACAGAGGGUACUUAUAGAGUUAUAAAAGAACUCAGAGAUAGGAUGAACUGGUUUCUAGAGCAUAAGAUAACUCAUCCUGGAUUCGUAAAUUGGAAUGAGCCCAGCAAUGAAAUGAACGUUUUGACUGCCAUUAUGGAAUUAAUUACCAGUGAAGACCUAGGAGAUAUUGAUAAUGAAGAUGAUGACGACGAUGACUGUUAUUGAGAUAUAUAACUUUUUUAAUCUAAUUUCUCCUUGUGGCACGUUGGAAUUAGAAAUUUCAAUGAGUCGUUC